CAUUCAUGAAAACAAACAUUUGCUUUCUGGUUUUAAUUUAGGGUUAGGCAUAAGGUUAGUAGUAAGGUUAGAUUUAAAAUUAAAUUUUAAGAAGAUGAAUUGUAGAAACGAGCGGGGUUUAUGACUUUGUGGCUGUGGUAACUAGUGACAACUGGCACAACCGAUAUAGGCCUAAAGUGUUUUUUUCAAAGUUGCCGGGAUGUCACAUGUCCUACUUAAAUCAGUAAACUCGUAACAACCUAAUCAAUCCGAAACAUCUAUUCGAUCAAAUAAGCAAUCUGUUUUGUGAACCAAAUUCGACACUCUCAUUGAACUCCAUACAAAAACUCCUCGUUCGGUGACCAAAAAAACGCCACCUCCUGGAGAAGACAGAUUUUGUGCCCAGUUAUCCUUCUCGCUUAGCCUCUUCCUCUCUGGUUCCCCAACACUUCGUUCUCCUCACCCGGUUUUACAUUCGGUUUUCAAUUAUACACAGUACACACAGGAAAAAAAACAUACCUAUAAUUGCUCCCGCAAUCCAUAUAUAUCACAGCCCAAUAUGCAACAUUCGUAGCCUACAUUGUUGCAAAUUGAAGUAGUGUAACUGUUGCUAUCUCUCAAUGCUGCAUCGUUACAUUGUAAUAUUCAUUUGAUUCCUUUGGAGUGAUUUCAAUAAGCUAUUAGUAAUUGGACAUCUUUUUCCUAUGUUAAAAUGGUUAUGCUUGAAUUUGACGCACUUCGAACAUGUGGGCUGCCUGUUGACAUGCUAAUAACGUUUCCCUGACGUUUGUUGUCUGCUUUUUCAAACCCGAGGAAAUGGACUCGCCUCCCAUUUUUUAUUGCCCAGUGUCCUGGGAGGAAAGUAACUUGGCGUUGAAGACGACAAUGAAAAAAUAGCCUACAAGCGAGGGUUGAUUUAAAACGACUUGUGUCUUACACUUUUGAACUCAUUCAAAUUGUAGUCUAUUACAGCUUUUGUUCGUGGGUCUGGUUUCGAUUUGUUUUACUGAAUGAGUCUGAUCGAAAAACGGUCCGUUCUUGACAAAACAUUCAAUUUUCAAAGUUGGAACUCCGUGAGAAAUAGAGAUGCGCUCAUUAAAGGAAAUGGGAACCACACAGACAUCCGGAAAACGCAUCCACGCGCCACGGCUGCCUCGCAUGAUGUCAAUAUGUUUUAACAAUACAAAGUAUUCCUUCAAGGACCUCGAUUGAGAUACCGCAUAUGCCCGCUUGUCAUGGGUGCGUCUACGGGUUAUUUUGCUCUGCUCCAUAUGCUUUUGGAGCGCUUAUGCAAUGAGACAACCGGGAAUUAUUAAGUAGGACUAGCCUGCAUUGAUACAUAUCACGACAAUAUGGCUGAUCAGAGUAACAUCCAGUCUGCUGCUUCCAAAAGCAUCCGACCGUUCAAGUCCAGCGAGGAAUACCUGUAUGCCAUGAAGGAGGACUUGGCCGAGUGGUUUAACACGCUGUAUGACCUGGAUAUAACGGCAGACACCUUUAUGGAAGGGCUGGAGACUGGCUGUGCCCUCUGUCGGCAUGCCAACAAUGUGAAUCGAGCAGCGCUGGACUUCCAGAUGGAGUACCCGGAGGUUGCACAGUCAUUGAGGAUGCCAACCAAGGAUGUGGUUUUUCAGUCACGCAAUGUGGUCCCGGGGUCGUUUUUGGCUCGGGAUAAUGUAUCCAAUUUCAUCGGCUGGUGUCGUCAGGAGCUCUGGAUCAAGGAUGUUCUGAUGUUCGAAACCAACGACAUAGUGGAGAAAUGCAACGAGAAGAACUUUGUGCUGUGCCUGCUGGAGGUGGCGCGGCGCGGGGCCAAGUUCGGCAUGCUGGCCCCGAUGCUGAUCCAGCUGGAGGAGGAGAUCGAGGAGGAGAUCCGGGACCAGGAGAACCAGGGGGAGCCCAGUCCAAGCCUACUUCCAAUAAGCAGGGCUUUUGUUCGCAAGGAGAGUGUGGUUGAUGAACCCGAGCCUGCCUCUUAUGCACAUUGGCAACAGAAACAGAGGGUGCUGUGUGACAUGAGAAACUUAGAUGAGUUGGUGCGGGAGAUCCUGGGCCGUUGCUCCUGCCCCGCCCAGUUCCCAAUGACCAAGGUGUCUGAGGGGAAGUACAAAGUGGGAGACUCCAGCGCUCUGAUUUUCAUACGGGUCCUACGUACUCAUGUGAUGGUGCGUGUGGGCGGGGGAUGGGACACAUUAGAACACUAUCUGGACAAGCAUGACCCCUGCCGCUGUGCCGCCUUCGCUCACCGGUAUCACCAGGCCAAAGCCAGUGGGCAAGGUGCCCACAGCAAGUCCUCCAGCGCCCACUCCUCCCGCUCCACCAGCCCAGGCCCACACUGGCGUAAUGAGGGCAUUGCCCCCUAUAAGCCCCCUGACAGACGUUCCCAGGGCCUGGAGCCUCUGUGUGCCCCCUCGUCCACCCGGCCUGGCCGCUCCCACCACCCCUCCCUCCCCACGGAGCUCGACUCCAACGCAGGACGCACUCCCCUGCUACCACGGCCACCACGGGACCGCUCAGAACCUCGACACUUCAACCCUCUCAAGUCUAAGGACUCGUCAUUGAUGCCAGUGACCCGCCGUCUAUCAGGGGACAGCGACUCCUCUACAGCCUCCUCUAAGGGAGGAGGAGGGGCAGGGGGAGGCCGCUUCUCUCUGGGAGGCACCCGUCGCUCCGGAGAGGAGGUGGUCCUGCUGGUCAACAGGAAGGAGGGGAAGCAUUUGAUCGAAAGGCCUGGAGGAGGAGGUCAGAUCCCAGCCCUGUGCCCCCCAAUGCCUCGCGCACGCAGCCACUCUCGGGAACGCCCUGCCCCUGCCACCAUCCUCAAACCCAGCCCCCCACAGGGCCCCUCUGACGGGCUCAGGACCAGUCGUGGGGACAGGGGCCGCUCUCUGGGGCCCGAAGGCCCCCGCAGGCUCCAGGCCCCGCGUUCCCACAGCCAGGGGAAGAUGCCCAGCCGGAGUCGAACCAACGAUGCCAGCCCUGGAUCCUGUCCCCGUCAUGGUGCCUCUCAGCCCCCAUCCUCUGACAGACGAGAGGAGCUGAGGGCCAAACAACUACCCCCUGCCUCCCCCAGAAUCAGUGGAGGUUUCUCCAGGAGACAAUCAUCCUCCUGUUCUAAUUCGCCUAUCAAAGGACUUCAGAGCAGCAGCCCCAGUAAGAAGACUAUGGUGGCUCCCAGGCCCCCCGCUCCACGCUCCCCCUCAGUAGGGAAGAGUAGGCUGCUGCCCCCAGUCUCCCAGGCAGGCCGACGCUCUCCACACUCCACUUCCCCCCGCUCCUCUCACUACCAUGGGCAUGGACCCCGCUCCCCUCGAACCUCCCAUGGCCCUCGCUCCAAUGGGCAUGGCCACAGGGGGUUGGCCGGCUCUGAGCGACAGGAGCCUGAGGAGGAGGGGCUAGGCUAUAAGUUCCAGAUGCUGCCCAAUCUGGACCCCCAGAAGGAGCAGGACCUGUACCGCAGCUUCGAGGCUGAGUUCCUGGCUAAUACAGGGCAGGGCAAAGUGGGGCCCAGUAGACCAAAAGGGGGGGACAGCCUUCAGCUGCCCGCCUCCUCACAUCCACAACAGGGGGUUGGGACCCAAAACCUCCCCACACCUGCCUCUGCUGACCCUAAUGUUACUGACUCAGCCUACUCCUCCUCCAACUCCUCCACCUCCUCAAUCAACGUGGGGGGGAAGGUAGGAGCUCUGCCUGACCUCCGGGAGUCCAAGAGAACUAACCCACAUUCCUGUGGAAGACUAGAGAAUACCCUGGCCCCACUGCAUGGCCAUAGCCCGGGCGGAUUAUCUAACGGUGGGCACACAGAACCAGUGCGCUGGAGCGGGCGAGGUGGAGGUCUCAGGAAGCUCCCUGCCAUCUCCAGUUCCAUGGAGGAAGGGGAGCUCCUGUCCUCCUUCCCUGGCCAGAGAGACUCAGAGCUGGGCAUAGCUCUCAGCCAUACCCCCUCACAACUUCCUUUCAACCCCAGGAGCAUGAAUGUGGGCCAUGUCAGGGGUGCUCCAGCAGAGGUGCUGAUGGAGAGCCAGCAGGGUCAGCUGGGUUGGGGCUCAGGGCCUGAGGGAGACAUCCCUCUGGAGGAUCAACAACCAAGCCUCCCCUAUGACCUGGAGGAUGGAGACCCCAACGAGGACCUCCCUCCCCCAGAGUCUUGUCCCUCACCCAUCCCCCUUCCCCCCUCUGAGGACUGCUCCUUCCAGGAAGACUCCUCCAGUGAAAGCUCCUCCAUGUGCUUCAGCCUGAGUGAAUCACGCUCAGAGUCCUCUCCUCCUCCACCUCCUCCCCUAGCCAAUAGGGAUGCUGUUGAUGGAGGUGUGGUCCUCCGGCCAAAGAGGGUAGGUAAGAAGGCUGACAGGAUGCCCUCCAUCUACAAGCUCAAGCUGAGGCCGAGAGUCAGGCCCCGUACAGACAACCGGCCAGAGAACAGCCCAUCACGUAUCCCCACCCCAGUCAGCUACAGAGACCUGCAGGCCAUGGGCAACCUCACCCCUCUCCAUACCCCUACUCCUCCACAGUCCCCUCAGAGCUCACAUUCCAACGGCCACCCAGUCUCACGCAAGGCCCUGCACCAGGCCUUCGGCGACCUAAUCCACCCCCAGUCAUGCUCCACCGCCAUGGGAAGCAGGGACUGCACCUACUCCGUAGAGUCAGGGAGCGGCCUGGACACUGAGGCCUGGAUGUAACACACAACUUACUCAUCACGAUGAUGCUGAUAUAGAACAGUUUGUUGUCAAAUUAAAACUGACUACUGUCUAAAAGACUGGAAACCGGGCUGCAGACUAUUUUUAUAGAACAUGUCACAGUCGCACGCACACUCACUCAUUCUUUUAGUCACUUAGGCCCUUUCCUGUCUAUAUUGGUCAGGGUUUCACUAUCCCAUUCUAUUCUUUGCACUCAAAACCGAAUUAUUUAUUUCCAAAGGAGCAAUCCAGAAUCUAAGGCUAUUGUUUAAGUUGAAUGGUUUCUUUGUAUUUAUGGGGAUGUUUUGAUGAAUCAUAAAGUGUCUAAUACAAGGCAGGCAGCUGUCUUGAAAGCCCCAUGUUUUGCUGCCAUACAGAGAGAGAGAGAGAGAGAGAGAGAGAGAGAGAGAGAGAGAAAACAUAUGUGCUGUCAUAUGCAUCGCUGAGGGGCAUGAAGAAGUGCCAGGGCUGAGGAAGAGGAAAGAACCCCAGGCAGGAGCAGUGAAUCACAAGCACCAUCAAGUCAACUGGACUGGCUCCCUCUAGUGGACAGUGUAUGCCACAGCAUCUCUGUCCGCUUUGAUUGUUAAAAUACUGGUGAGGCAAGCCGCGCUGUAAAAUAUACUUUCUUGCUCUCAUUCUCCAUACUGCCACUCACCCUCUGCUAGUUACCCCCCUUCUGUGGACAUCUUUACAGAUAUAAUCUGUAUUGGACUCAUAUAUAAAACAAUUAUGAUACUUUACAAUGUUCACAAAUAACAGUCUUUUGGACUUUAUACACAGUACAUAUUCCAUAUGUGCACUGCUACUCACCUUCCGCCACCAACCCCCUGCAUCCUGAGUUGUUCAUUGCCAUACAUGUAUGAUGUCACUUUCUCACUGCCAAUCCAGAUGGCCAUGAUUGAGUGAUGUCUGUUUUUUGAGCUUUAAGUGUGAAAAUAUACAAAGCAUUUUCUAUGUGUUAACUGCAGUUUGGGGUAAGAGUAAGAUGAUUAUGUGUCAUUGUCACUGAAACAGCAAUGUUGAAUACUUCCAAUGAUCAAGAGUUAUCUGAACUUGGAAAUCAGCACUUAAAUAUGUAUACAAAAGUGGAUGAAUAUGCAUAAAUGUGUACAUGUGUAUAUAAAGUUGCAAGAAAAAGUAUGUGAACCCUUUGGAAUUACCUGGAUUUCUACAUAAAUUGGUCAACAAAUGUGAUCUGAUCUUCCUCUUAAGUCACAACAAUAGACAAAC
This is a messenger RNA of Oncorhynchus mykiss (rainbow trout), 5888 nucleotides long. RefSeq lists its product as uncharacterized. Gene Ontology annotation, biological process: microtubule bundle formation; regulation of microtubule polymerization or depolymerization; actin crosslink formation. The record is from RefSeq and is a predicted model, not a curated record. Gene Ontology annotation, molecular function: microtubule binding; actin filament binding; cytoskeletal adaptor activity. Gene Ontology annotation, cellular component: actin filament; microtubule plus-end; stress fiber. NCBI's taxonomy places the organism in Eukaryota, Metazoa, Chordata, Actinopteri, Salmoniformes, Salmonidae.